Rattus rattus (black rat) is the source of this 3192-nucleotide messenger RNA. RefSeq names its product syntaxin 3 (gene Stx3). Bases 584 to 1453 code for a protein of 289 amino acids. Gene Ontology annotation, cellular component: presynaptic active zone membrane; plasma membrane; SNARE complex. Gene Ontology annotation, molecular function: SNAP receptor activity; SNARE binding. NCBI's taxonomy places the organism in Eukaryota, Metazoa, Chordata, Mammalia, Rodentia, Muridae. The transcript is spliced from 11 exons. The record is from RefSeq and is a predicted model, not a curated record. Gene Ontology annotation, biological process: intracellular protein transport; synaptic vesicle fusion to presynaptic active zone membrane; exocytic insertion of neurotransmitter receptor to postsynaptic membrane.
GGAACAGGUCUCUGAGCCUGGACCACGCAGAUUCUAUACCUCGCAGGUCCUUUCUUUAAGGCAGUGUAUCUCUUGAGUAUCGUGGGAUCAUCACUUUGCCUUAUCAAGGGAGCAGGCACCAGCUUGUCUUCAACCGGACGAGUCCGCAGAUGGCUGGACAAUAAGCACAGUGAGGAAAAUACCGAAUCGAAGCCAGACAGAUCCCCUCUUUUUUUCUCUGCCUUUCAUGGGCGGCGGAGGGAGGAUAUCCCCGAAUGCUUCCGGCGCUGGAGCGCGCGCUGUCCCUUUAAGCAGGAGCGCGGGGCGCGGCUCAGGUAUGGGGCGUGUCCAGGGGGCGGGCGAGCCCUGAGCCGGCUCUGUCUCGCAGCCGGAUUUGGAGCACGGCGCCGGCGGGGGCCGGAGGGGGCGGCGCGGCGGACCUCGGUGGCCUCGGACGCUCCUCCUCGAGAGCGGCCGCCGCCCGCCUCCGCCCGUGCUAGCGCUGCUCUCUCGCCCUGGCCGGCACCCCCGCAGUUGCUCCAGGCCGCUCACUUGGGACGCGCUUACCUGAGACGAGGCGCCCGCCACCCUCACCUGGGCCAGGAUGAAGGACCGACUGGAGCAGCUGAAGGCCAAGCAGCUGACGCAGGAUGAUGACACGGACGAGGUUGAGAUUGCUAUUGACAACACAGCAUUCAUGGAUGAGUUCUUUUCUGAGAUUGAGGAAACACGGCUCAACAUCGACAAGAUCUCAGAGCAUGUGGAGGAAGCUAAGAAACUCUACAGUAUCAUUCUCUCUGCACCGAUUCCAGAGCCAAAAACCAAAGAUGACCUUGAACAGCUCACAACUGAGAUCAAGAAAAGGGCCAACAACGUCCGGAACAAACUGAAGAGCAUGGAGAAGCAUAUUGAGGAAGACGAGGUCCGGUCAUCAGCAGACCUUCGGAUACGAAAGUCCCAGCACUCCGUCCUCUCCCGGAAGUUUGUGGAGGUGAUGACAAAGUACAAUGAGGCACAGGUGGACUUCCGUGAACGCAGCAAAGGGCGCAUCCAACGGCAGCUUGAAAUUACUGGCAAGAAGACAACAGAUGAGGAGCUGGAAGAAAUGUUGGAGAGUGGCAACCCAGCCAUCUUCACUUCUGGGAUCAUUGACUCCCAGAUUUCCAAGCAAGCCCUCAGCGAGAUUGAGGGUCGGCACAAGGACAUCGUGAGGCUGGAGAGCAGCAUCAAGGAGCUCCAUGACAUGUUUAUGGACAUCGCCAUGCUGGUGGAGAAUCAGGGUGAGAUGUUAGAUAACAUAGAGUUGAAUGUCAUGCACACGGUGGACCAUGUGGAGAAGGCACGGGAUGAAACUAAAAGAGCCAUGAAGUAUCAGGGUCAGGCUCGAAAGAAAUUGAUAAUUAUCAUUGUGAUAGUAGUUGUGUUGCUGGGCAUUUUAGCAUUGAUUAUUGGAUUGUCCGUUGGGCUGAAAUAAGAGUGGCCUAAGGGGCUGCUGCACUGAAAUCUUGGCCUGACCACUCUUGUCUCCAGAUGGGAACAAAGAUUAAAUGGCCUUCCUGAGAAUGAGGGGUACCUGUUCCUUUAUUUCCUUGUAACCAUCCUUGGACCUGGCUCAGCAAACAAUCUACCCCUGGAGGGGUCUAAUCUACCCGGUGCAGUCCUGAGUUCUCAAAACACCUCCCAUCCUAGCAGCUGAAGUACCCUCCUCCGGACCGUGUGAAGCAACCCAGUGUGUUGGUGUGUCAGUUAUGCCUUGUGACUUGGAAAAUCCCAGUGAGACCAGCCAGGGUGCUGUAUUUCUACCUCAUGGAGUAUUCUCUCGGAAUAUACUUUGUAGGGGAGUAACUAACAAAGUAGAGGGUUUCUUCUAAGUUUAGCAGUAGUGUGGCUUGGAUCAGAGUCCCUAGCUGGCAGGAUACCAAUCUUUAGUUUGUAGUCUGAUGUCCUGAAAACAUGAAAGACUAAUGGAUGCCAUUUUGGUCUUACAAGUUGGCUUUUUUGAAAUUCACCUUUUAAUUAAGCUCUAACUUCACCUUGUGGGGCACAUUGAUUUUUCUCUAUAUUCACUCUUGUUUACUCAGAGAGACCAGGGUGACAAGUCCUCUGAAGCUACCAUUGGCAAAGACUGAGGACAUAGAACAUACUUCCAUGUCUGAGUCUUGGAAACUGGUUAGUCACUGUUAGAGAAUUGCUCUUUGUGAAGACAUUACCUUGAGGCCAAACAGAACUAGGGAUUUACAACUGGUCCAGGGACAAGGUGCUACUGUCUCAGGCUCUGGAAAUGUCAGUCAUUUGUGUGUUCCAGGUGUACUUUUGUAACUGUGUAUGUGAGAGGUAUUUAUAUAACUGUCUGCCUCUCAGGAAGUAGGAAAACUAGAAGAUACUAUGAUCUCAAAAAGAAAGAAAGAAAGAGACAAAGGUAAAUAGAGCUUAGCUAGAAUCAGGUAAGGAAUAUGUGCUUACCUCAGUGAAUCAUUGUAGAAAUGUGAUUUUCCCCUUGCUAUCAAGCUUGUUUUCUGGAUGGCUGCUGCCAUGGGAAUCAAAUGAGACCUUUGGAGUAAGGACUAAAGUGAUUCCCAUUGAAGUUUUCUGCAUAGCAGAUAGUGAGUGUGUAAUGUUAUUUACCUCCAUCUGCUGCUUACAAGAGGGUUGGCCAGAGAACAUCUCCCAACUGUCUGAUAUUAUUUAUACUGUCCAUGUGAUCUUUCUUCUCUGGCAGGAGACUCGGGAGUCUAUAGAGCAGCUCUUCUGCUUUCUUUUGUCCCCUGUAAUUCCUAUCAUGGAGGCAAUAACCUGGAAAUCUUUGCUAGUGAUUGCAGCCCAGUGGUAAGCCUUAGACCUUUGGUGAUCCCUGCCAGUAUCCCUGAUUUGGGGUAUUUAAACUCCUAAUUUAACGUGUUUUGUGGGAUGAGUGCUCUAGUCUGGGCACUGCCUAUGAGCUUCCUUUGUAAAGGCACCUCUUCAGUCAACCAGCACUCAAGAUGGAGCCGUAGGGAUGCCCUCCUCCCUAUGGCUGUGAUGUCUGGCAGGACUGGCUCGAGCUAGGAGAGGAAACAACCCUUAGUAAAGGCCUUUUCUUUCCUCCUUCAGGUCAGGGGCUAAAAGUUUGAAAUGCUACAUGUGAAGGGCUUUUGUUGUUUGUAAAUUUUUAAAUGUAAACUUGAUUAUUUUAUUGCUAAUUUAAAAAUAAAUGACUUUAUAUUGAUUGCAAAA